Molecule: messenger RNA, 3939 nt
Organism: Adineta steineri
Lineage: Eukaryota; Metazoa; Rotifera; Eurotatoria; Adinetida; Adinetidae
Source: the annotation of a GenBank genome assembly
AUGUCUCGUUUACAUAAAAUGUCCGUUCAAGGCAUUCGUAGCUUUGGAAAUCGAGAUCAAGAUACACAAGUUAUAACAUUUUUUUCACCAUUAACUGUUAUUGUUGGUCCAAAUGGAUCGGGUAAAACAACAAUCAUUGAAUGUUUAAAAUAUAUGGCAACAGGUAUUAUGCCACCAGGUGCUAAGACAGGUGGAGCAUUUGUACAUGAUCCAAAAGUAGCACAUGAUACUGAAGUACGUGGACAAAUUCGACUUUUAUUCCAAGAUGUUACAGGACAUAAUGUUCAAGUUCAACGUACACUUGUUGCUACACAAAAAAAAACAAGUAUAAGUCUGAGAACACUUGAAGGUGUUAUUAUUCGUGAAGGUAUCAAUGGUGAACCUAUACAAAUAACAUCAAAAUGUAUUGAACUUGAUAAAGAAAUGGUAACAGCAUUUGGUGUUUCAACAGCUAUUCUUGAAAAUGUUAUUUUUUGUCAUCAAGAAGAAUCAAAUUGGCCAUUGAGUGAAGGAAAACAAUUAAAAAAUAAAUUUGAUGAUAUAUUUGCUGCAACAAAAUAUAUGAAAGCACUUGAAUUAAUUCGAAAAAUUCGAACAGAAAAAUUACAAACUGUUAAAAUUAGUCGAGCAGAAAUUGGACAUUUAAAAACAUAUCGUGAUAUGUUAAAUCAAAAAAGAAGACAACAUGCAGAAAUCGAUGAACGUCGACAAACAUCAAAAGCUAAUGUAGAUAGUAUUAAACUUAAACUUGAACCCAUUGAUUCUCGUUUGGAAUUUAUUGUUAAAGAAAAUUCGAAAAUGAUUGAUUUUCAACGACGUGUAGAUCGUCUAACAAAUGAAUGUGAAGCAUUAAAAAAACAAAUUCGUGAAUUAAAUGCAGUUAUUGAUGAACCAUUUCAAGGAUCAGAAGAUGAACUUAAAUUAUUAAUUUCAAAUUUUCAACGUGAUCAAGAUAAAAAGAAACGUGAACUUCAAGAUUUGGAAGCUAAAAAGCUAGCCACUGAACGUCAAAUGAAAAAACUUACUGAUAAACGAACAUCCGAUACAACUCGUUUAGGAGCAUAUGAAUUCGAAGAAAAACAAUAUAAAUCAAAUCUAAUACGUCGUCUACAAUUUCUUAAUGAAUAUAAUCAACAAUCAUCACAAAUAAUUGAUAAAAAUGAUUUAAUAAAUUAUUUAGAUAAACAGAUAAAAACUGAACAAAAACAAUUAAUGGAAAAACGUUUAUUUUAUCAACAACAAGAAACAAAUAUUCAAAAAGAUUUCGAUAAAUUUCGAGAACAACGUAUUAAAACUGAAUCGACAAUAAAAUUAAAAAGUUCACAAGUUGAAAAAACUUUAAAAGAAAUUCAAGAUAUAAAACAACAACAAAAACAAAUUGAACAAUAUUUAAAACAAUUAAAUGAUCUUAAUAAACGUAUUGAACGUAAAGAAGAUGAAUAUCAACAAAAAUUAACUAAUGGUAUUAAUCUUGAACAAUUAAAACUUGAUAUUAGUACAGAUGAACAAAAACGUGUACAAUUACAAUUUGAACUUAAAGAUUUAAAUGAUGAAAUUGAUAAUUUACUUGUUAAUGCAAAAAUUAAUACAGAAUAUGAAAUGUUUAAGAAAGAGAAAUCGGAACGUGAUGAACAAAUUAGAAAAAUUAAACUUCGUCAUCAUGAAAUUCUUACGACGAUUUUUCAUGGUUCUAUACCUGAACAAGAUUCAAAUAUUUACACUCAAUUUGAAAUAGAACAUCGUAAAUUACAACAAACUCGUAUGAGUUUAGAAAAACAAGUUCAAGAUAUUCGUCAAGAAUUAUCUGGUAAAGAAGAAAAACGACGUUUAUUAUCGGAUGAAUUAAAACGUAAAGAUUCAUUACGAAAUGAAUAUAGUGAUCGUUUACAGGAACAACUUAAUGGACAGGUCUAUGAAGAAUAUUUAGAAAAAUUAUCUAGUGAUGUUAAACAAAAACAAGAUGAAAAAGGAAAUAUUGUUGGAAUGGAAAAAACUUAUCAAAAAUUUGUUAAUCAAGUUCGAUCAACAUUAAAAAAUGAUCCAUGUUGUCCAUUAUGUUAUCGAAAAUUUGAAAAACAAACCGAAGGUGAACAAUUAAUUCGUGAUAUAGAAUUACAAAUUAAAGGUCCAGAAUAUCGACGUAAAAUUGAUCGAGAUUUAGCAUUAUUACAAGAAAGAUUUGAAAAAUGUCUUAAUCUGAAACCAAUUCAUAGUCAAUUACAAGAUCUUGAAGAAAAAGAUAUACCAGCAUCAAAAACUCAAAUGAAACAACUUGAUAAAGAAAUAAAUCAAUUAAAAAAUAAACAAACAAGUAUUGAACAAGAAUUAAAUGAUGAAAUAUGCGUACCAUUAGAACAAUGUGAACAAAUUAAAACGGAUAUAAUUAUGCUUAAUAAAUAUAUUAAUGAAAGAAAAGAAUUUGAAACAAAAAUUAAUGUUUGUCAACAAAAACUUGGUAAAGGUCAAAAAUCGGCUUCACGUUCACUUGAUCAAGUCAAACAAAUUAAAGAUGAAGUACAAAGUCAAUUUGAUUUACUCGAUAAAGAACUACAACGUAAACAUAAAGAACUUCGUUCUCAACAAGACCUCGUCCAAGAAUUACGUGAAUCAUUAACUGAACUUAAAAAUGAAAAAUUAAAAUUAAGUUCUGAUAUACAAAAAAAAGAGAGACUUGAUGAACAAUUACAAAAAUUAACAAAUUCUAUUCAAACACUUAAAGAUGAAAUUGAAAAUGAUAAACAAUCAUUAGAACCAAUUAUUAACGAUAUUGAAAUGAAAACCAAAGAAAAAACUCGAUUAUCUUCAGAAAAAGAAAAGACAUUGACUUCACUUAAUGAAUCUGUCAAUAUUUUAGAACAAAAACUAAAUGAUUUGAAAACAUUAUCAACAGCAAUUAAUAACUAUGAAGAUCGUACAUCGAAAUUAUUGGAAGAACUUCGUUCAUCUUUCGAACAAAUAAAUAUCAAAGAAAAACAAUUACAAUCAGAUUUAUCAUCAUGUAUAACAACAAUAGCAAAUCAUAAAGAUGAUUUAGCACGAACUGAUAUUCGUUAUCGACAAUUAAAUGAUAAUCGUCAAUUACUUCGAAGUCAAAUUGAACUUGUACAAAAAGAAAAAGAUCUUAUUGAACUUGAAGAACAAACUCAUGGAUUAAAAUUAGAUUCACUUACACGUGAAGAAAAACAAUUACGUUCAACACAAGAACUAUUAUUUAAAGAAAAACAUACUGCAUCAGCACGUUUAGCAACAUUAGAUCAACAAUUAAUUGAAUUAGAACAAGAACUCGAACAAGAACAUUUAAAAAAUGCACAUGAACGUUAUUUACAACAUUUUGUUCAACAAACUGUUGAAGAAAUUGCAUCACAAGAUCUUGAACGUUUCUAUAAAGUUUUAGAUCAAACAAUGAUGACAUAUCAUACACAAAAAAUGAAUCAAUUAAAUAAAAUUAUUCGUGAUCUUUGGAGAACAACAUAUCGUGGUUCAGAUAUUGAUGCAAUUGAAAUUCGUUCAGAUGCUGAUGAAGAAAAUGCAUCAAAAACUCGUCGAACAUAUAAUUAUCGUGUUGUUAUGCUUAAAUCUGGUUCAGUUAUGGAUAUGAGAAAUCGGUGUAGUGCUGGUCAAAAAGUUCUUGCUUCACUUAUUAUUCGACUUGCAUUAGCUGAAGCAUUUUGUCUUAAUUGUGGUAUUUUAGCUUUAGAUGAACCAACAACUAAUCUGGAUUUUGAAAAUAUCGAUGGGUUAGCUCAAGCAUUAAUCGAAAUUGUUAAAAAUCGAGCAAGUUUAAAAAAUUUUCAAUUAAUUAUUAUUACACAUGAUGAAGAUUUUGUUGAUUCACUUGGUAAAUCAGCAUAUGCAGAUAAAUGCUAUCGUGUUUCGAAAACAAACAAUGGUUUAUCGAAAAUUGAUGUCUGCAAUAUUGCAUCCUUUGGUGCUCAUUGA